GAGCUCGGAGCCUUUGGAGGCCGGGAUUUCCCCAGGAUCCCAGACCUGCCCCAGCCCAGUGCCCGCCCAGUGUUGGCAGGGAAAAGGAGGGGACAGGCUGACAGCAAGAGGAAAUUCCCCUGGAACCUGUUUCUCGGCUUCCUGGCCCGGCUGGGACACAGGCUGGAAAGAGAGGCCAGGCCAGAGACCCUGGCCGCCAUGGCUUCAGCCCUGAGCCCUCCCCGGGUCCCCAAGCCCAAGGCUACCCAGCCUUCACACUACCACGAGAGCUUUCUGGAGAAAAAGGGGCCCCUCGAUAAGGAUUACAGGAAGUUCUGGGCAGGGCUCCAGGGCCUCACCAUCUACUUCUACAACAGUAAUCGGGACUUCCAGCCCCUGGAGAAGCUCGACUUGAGAACAUUUGUGAAGCUCACAGAUGAGGCUCCCCGAGGAAGCAUGUGGGACCCAGGCAUCCACUUCAGCCUGGUCCUCAGGGAUCAGGAUAUCAAGUUCAAGGCAGAGAGCCUGGAGUCUCGGGAGAUGUGGAAAGGGUUCAUCCUGACUGUGGUAGAGCUUUGUGUCCCGUCCAACCUGACCCUGCUGCCGGGACACCUCUACAUGAUGUCCGAAGUCCUGAGCAAGGAGGGGGCGCGCCGCGCGCUCGAGGUGCCCCCGUGCUUCCUGAAGGUGAGCCGGCUAGAGGCUCAGCUCCUCCUGGAGCGUUACCCCGAGUGCGGAAAUUUGUUGCUUCGGCCCAGUGGAGCCGGGGCAGACAACGUGUCGGUCUCCACGCGACAGGUGGUCAACGGGACAGCUGAGGUCCGGCACUACAAAGUGAAGCGUGAAGGCUCUCUGUACGUAAUCGAUAUGGAGGAGCCGUUCUCCUGCGCCUCUCUGGACGCAGUGGUCAACUAUUUCGUGUCCCAAACCAAGAGGGCGCUGGUGCCCUUCCUGCUGGAUGACGACUACGAAAAGGUGCUAGGCUACGUGGAAACAGAUAAAGAGAAUGGCGAGAGUGUGUGGGUGGUGUCCUCUGCCCCGGGCCCAGGUCCCACACCCCCCGCGGAUGGCCCCAAGUCGCUACCGCCUGUGUCCAACCAGGAUAAGCCCCCGUUUCCUCCCCUGCCCCCGCCACCGAGCCAAGAUGAGAACUACGUGACUCCCAUUGGCGACGCCCCGACCACUGACUACGAGAAUCAAGAGGUGAUCUCCCCACGGCGGCCGAUAGUCCCGAAGCCCGAGAAGUUGGCCAAGCCCCCAGCCAAGCCUCCGAAGCCACCCAUUGUGCCCAGGCCAGAGCCCAAAGGCAACCGUAGUGUCUUGACCAGGAAACCACCGGGCAGCACGCCCCAAGCUUUGCUCCUCACGACGAGGCUGGGGGAUGUGACCGCAGAGCUGGAGGAGAAGCUGCAGAGGAGGAGAGCGCUGGAGCAGUGAGUGGGACCCACGGGGGCCAGAGAGCCAGUCCCCGCGAACGGCUCACGGCUCCAUUCCCUCCGCAUUAAAAUUCAAGUGAC
Molecule: messenger RNA, 1496 nt
Organism: Fukomys damarensis (Damara mole-rat)
Lineage: Eukaryota; Metazoa; Chordata; Mammalia; Rodentia; Bathyergidae
Gene: Stap2
Product: signal transducing adaptor family member 2
Exons: 13
Coding region: 199-1416 (405 amino acids)
Molecular function (GO): signaling adaptor activity
Source: RefSeq, a predicted model, not a curated record